This is a messenger RNA of Salvelinus fontinalis (brook trout), 3134 nucleotides long. RefSeq lists its product as uncharacterized. The record is from RefSeq and is a predicted model, not a curated record. The coding region runs from base 299 to 661 and encodes 120 amino acids. Lineage: Eukaryota; Metazoa; Chordata; Actinopteri; Salmoniformes; Salmonidae. The transcript has 6 exons.
AUAACUGUAUCGUUUGUCAGUUAUACAAUAACAAACGCAACUGAAUUUGUUUCAAAAAAAACGACAAUAUGUUGUAAUGUAAUUUUGUUGAUAUUUUUGUCUCAUGAAGUUCGAUUAUCCAGACCGGACCAGACAGUGAGCCAGACGGAUAGCACCUCGAUUGCUUAUGUCUGGUGGUGUAUUUAGAGAUGCAGAUGUCCCUGAUGCCGGUGCCUGUCCUUUGAAGCUGGUCGAACGCCUAAGAACCAAUACAGGCAGAGAACCAUGAACAGAUCCUGUAAAAAAUGGUCAGCCUGUGAUGUGUGUGGGUGAGGAGAUGGGCUGCACCUCGGCCAAGCAGGUGUUGGCCGUGCCCAGUGGUGAGGAGGGCCGCAGUAAAGCCUACAGCAAUGGGGAUGUUCUUUCUGAUGAGUACAAGAAAGGCGUGGCAAGUGUGAAGUAUAUAAAUAGAGAAGAGGACAGACUGAACAACUGCGACCAGGACAGCACGGAGAAUACUGCCCUGCUCACCACGGUCCAACAAACAGACGACACAGGAUCAAAUGGCAAUGGGAAGACACAGAUCCAUUCUUCAGAGAGCCAGCAAGAGUUCUUCAGGAUGCUGGAUGAGAAGAUAGAAAAGGGGCAGGACUACUGCUCAGAGGAAGAGGAUAUGACAUAGCACUGAGGUCCAUCAUCUGCUCACCUGAGAGGAAGGAUUUGUCCAAUGGCAUGGACAGGCCUGUACCACAUAACCCUUACCCAACGGCCCUCUUCUCUUUAGACCAUUUCGAAGAUGGAGGGGGAGACACAUUGACCCAAACCAAGCACCUUUGCCCGGCCCUGUGUCUAUAUCUACAACCCUGGCUCCCCGUAACAGAUCUACGAGUCCAAUGCGACAAUGUUUUACCCCCAAAGGAGCAAUGUUACAAGACAUGGCCAGACAUGGCCAGGACUACUUUCAGCACCAGGACUAUUAUACUGAACGGCUCUCCAAGUCUGUCGCCAUGGUAACCAUGGACAAUAAGUACAGCAGCCGCUCGGCUCUGUGACUGUGGUCCAUUAAAAGCCAACGGAGGUCGAGUCAUUUUGAACCCAUGGAUUGACUGAGAUCAUGGUUAUUCGUAAUGGCUUAAAGGAACAUUUGUCAUUCCUCAUCUGAUUGGAUGAUGAACAAUGGAGGUAGUUGGGGGGGGGGCAGAGGAAAAUGAAUCUGGGAAUUAUUCCUGGGUCGUAUUCAUUAGGCACCAAAUGGAAGAAAACAGACUGAAACAGGGAAGAACUUCCAAUAAGAAACGCUAGUUGACGUUUUCCGUUGCAAAACAUUUGGCUACGGUGUGCCUUAAUGAAUGCAAUCCAGGUGGCUGAAACGUUCACCGCAUUGCAGAUAGAAACUUAAAGAGAGCUGGGGAUUCUCCCAUCAUCGUAUUGUAUCAUUGAUUCUCUUAUCAGUGUCGCUCUAUGUAGCGUAUUUCUAUCUGCAAUAUUCUGAGCGUGUCACCCCAAUGAACACACCCCUGGAGGGGAAACCGGGGUUACUUACUUCCUGCAUUCCAGGAUACUUUUUGAAUUUCCUUUUCUACAGUAUGUUCAUAAAGUGCAUUCGGGAAGUAUUCAGACCCCUUCACUUUGUCCACAUUUUAUUACGUUAGUCUUAUUCUAAAACUGAUUAAUGUUCCUCAUCAAUCUAUACACAAUACUCUAUAAUGACAAAGCGAAAAACUGAUUUAGACAUUUUUGCAAAUGUAUUCAAAAUAAAACGCAGAAAUACCUUAUUUACAUAAGUAUUCAGACCAUUUGCUAUGAGACUCGAAAUUGAGCUCAGGUGCAUCCUGUUUCUUUUUAUCAUCCUUGAGAUGUCUCUACAACGUGAUUGAAGUCUACCGGAGGUCAAUUCCAAAACAUUUCUGCAGUAUUGAAGGUCCCCAAGAACACAGUGGCCUCCAUCAUUCUUAAAUGGAAGAAGUUUAGAAACAACACUCUUACUAGAGCUGGCCACCCGGCAAACUGAUCAAUCAGGGGAGAAGAGCCUUGGUCAGGGAGGUGACCAAUAACCCGAUGGUCACUCUGACAGAGCUCCAGAGUUCCUCUGUGGAGAUGGGAGAACCUUCCAGAAGGACAAUCAUCUCUGCAGCACUCCACCAAUCAGGCUUUUAUGGUAGUGUGGCCAGACAGAAGCUACUCCUUAGUAAAAGUCACAUGACAGAUCCUUGAUGAGAGAUCCUUGAUGAAAACCUGUUCCAGAGCACUCAAGACCUCAGACUGGGGAAAAGGUUUACUUUCCAACAGGACAACAAUCCUAAGCACACAGUUUUUGCUUUGUCAUUGUGGGUAGACUGAUAAUGGGGGGGGGGGACUAUUUAAUCCCUUUUAGAAUAAGGCUGUAACGUAACAAAAUGUGGAGGGGUCUGAAUACUUUCCAAAUGCACUAUGUGAUUCAUAGUCGGCCCAUGUCUUCUUACUUUACUACGUAGGGUAUUCUUGUUUAAUGUCAAUGCUCAGGGUUGAAGUGUUCUAGUCAUUGUUGUUUUGUAGUCGAGCCUACCUCCUCAUUAGGCUCUGUUGCACCAAUUGUACACACAGCUGUCAGUAUCAGUUCUUACCUGUUAAUAAGACCACAUCAGUGUUCAAUCUAAAGACAUUAUACUGUAUAAGGAGCAUAGUCAGAUUAUGUAGUGCUCUUUGCAUUUGUUGUCAUGCUCAUUUUUGCUUGUUCAAUUUGAGUUUUUCUAGUAAAAUAAAGUGUUUUCAGGUCACUGUAAUAUAAUUUGUCAAACAAAAUGGUUUCUCACAUGGUCCUUGUGGUGUUACUAAUACCUCAUAAUGCACAGGCACACCCAUCAUUGUGUUUACUGUUGUCUUUAUCUGUCAAUGUCAAAUGACUGUCUAGCAAUGAUAUCAUUGAGGCAUCCAUGGUAGUUUUCAUGCCCUCUACAGUUUAAAAAUCACAAAUGCAUUUAAAGUAAAUGGGUAUGGAGUCGGCACAAAACAAAACAGUGUUACAGUAACUAUAACCAUCUGAACGAGUUCUAAGUGGUGUCAUAUGGAAGUAGCCUACUGCAGUCUGCUACAUAAGCAUGUAUUGCUUCAUGGAUGUACUGUAUGGAGAUUUAAUUCAAUACAACUUAUGUAUCCUCUGGCAAUUUUAUGUCCAA